UUUCUCGGCAUAAGAUAUGCGGCUCCUCCCGUGGGAAAUCUCAGGUUUAGAGCUCCUCAAGAUCCACUACGCCAAGAUGGCGUGCAAAUUGCCAAGGAGUUUGCACCUACAUGUAUUGGAACAGCUGGGAUUCUCAGCGAUUCGAUAAAUGAGGACUGUUUGUACGUCGACGUUUUUGCUCCUAGUAAUGCAACUCCGAAGAGCAAACUGCCUGUCUGGUUCUUCAUCCAGGGUGGCGGUUAUGCUACGAACUCAGAUCAAAAUUUCAAUGGUACCGAAGUCAUUACGCGGUCCAAUCACAGUAUCAUCUUUGUACAAAUCAACUAUCGUGUCGGCGCCUUCGGAUUUUUAGCGAGUGAAAAAAUCAGGCGGAACGGGGAUCUGAAUGUUGGGCUUCUCGAUCAAACUAAGGCGUUGGAGUGGGCUCGGAAGUACAUUUAUCUGUUUGGUGGAGAUCCAAACCAUAUAGUCAUUCACGGCGAUUCGGCCGGUGGAGGCUCAAUCGCAUAUCACUUGACAGCCUACGGAGGUCGCGAACGAUCAUUUGUCGGUGCAAUUUCGGAGUCUCCCUUCCUACCUACCCAUCGCACAGUCGCGGAGUCCGAAUUUCAAUUUGACAAAUUUGUAAAAGAUGCCAAUUGUACUGACGAUGAAGACGUCAUGGAAUGUCUGCGUUCUCGAGAGUCCGCCACGCUACAGUCUGCAGAUGUGAAAUCCGGAUUUCCUGGUACAACACAAACUCCUCUAUGGUACUUCCUGCCAGUAGUCGAUGGCUCCUUCUCGCCAGAUCUCCUUUACACUCUCUUUGACCAAGGCAGAGUGAGAAAGGUUCCUGUUAUCGUCGGCAAUGACAAUGAUGAAGGAACUGGGUUUACCCCGAAUGUCACCACUUCGGCCGAGUUCCUAGCCUUUAUUCAAGCCAAUUACCCCAAGUUGACCGCAGCCAACCUUGACUUGAUUAACCGGACUUAUCCUCUUCAAGAGCCUUUUUUGCCCAAGCAUGCGCCUUAUUUCACCCCAGCUGAACUGGCUUAUGGCGAAGCAACUUUUACAUGUCCGGGCCUCGAGAUUGCAUCAUCUAUGGCAACCCAUAACUCUCCAAUGAAAUCUUGGAGCUAUAGGUAUAAUGUUCUAGAAAGUUCUAAGCAAGCCGCUGGUCUCGGGGUAUCACAUGUAUCUGAGAAACCAGCUAUCUUUGGGCCAGGAAAUGCGGGAUCCUGCGCUGGCUGCUCUUAUUUCACCUAUAAUGCGCCCAUGGUUCCAAUCGUCAUGGAUUAUUGGAUCAGUUUUAUUCUGACUCUGGAUCCUAAUACAUAUCGCAACCCUGCCGCUCCAGAAUGGAAACCUUGGGGAUCUAGUGGUAACCAGAGGUUAAAGUUUCAAUUGAACUCAACAGAGAUGGAGGCCGUUCCUGAUGCCCAGUUUCACCGAUGCUCGGUUUGGAAGCAUCUUUCUACUAUUAUGGAGCAGAAGUGA
This is a messenger RNA of Penicillium waksmanii, 1476 nucleotides long. RefSeq lists its product as uncharacterized. The transcript has 3 exons. The record is from RefSeq and is a predicted model, not a curated record. Lineage: Eukaryota; Fungi; Ascomycota; Eurotiomycetes; Eurotiales; Aspergillaceae. The annotation marks the transcript as partial.